Adineta steineri is the source of this 1347-nucleotide messenger RNA. The record is from the annotation of a GenBank genome assembly. Lineage: Eukaryota; Metazoa; Rotifera; Eurotatoria; Adinetida; Adinetidae.
AUGCAAUCUUUAUCAUUAAAAACUUUAAAUAUUGAUGAGAAUAAUGAUGUGAACGAUAAUAUUGAAGAAGAAGAUGAUCCAAAUUCAAAACAUAAUCGUUCAGUUCAUAUUGAACCUUUUCAUCGACAACGGCGUAUUGAUGGUACAUUACCAUUUAGUGAACAGAUAAAAAUGAUGCAAUAUAUAGUUCCAACUAAUGGAAUCGAUGGACGACAUAUCACUGAUAAAAACAUGUUAGAAACUGAUGCACAAGGUGGUGUUUGGAAAGAAAUUAUUCAUACUGGAAUUGGACAAAAACCAACAAUUGGUGCUUGUGUACGAUUACAUUAUUAUGCUUAUUUCGAACAUCGAGAUGAACCAUUUGAUACAUCAUUUAAACGUCGACGUUAUUUAGAAUUUCGUAUAGGUAAAUGUGAUGUUCUGCCUGGUAUUGAUAUAGCUGUUGGUACAAUGCAAAGACGUGAACGUUCAAAAUUUAUUAUUAGUAGUGAUCUAUUAUAUGGUGAACUUGGUUGUGCUCCACAUAUACCUGAAUCAGCAUGGUGUCUUUAUGUUAUUGAACUUUUAAUAACCAAUGAACCAUCAGCAAUUAUAUAUGAUGAACAAUUAUUAAUGAAAAAUACAACUAAUAGACAACAACUCGAUGAUUUUGCUAAACGUAUAAGAUUAGCACAGACACUACGUAAUACUGGUAAUGAAGAAUAUGCCAAUGGUCAAUUAGAUCGUGCAUUACGAAGUUAUAAUAAAGCACGACAAUUAAUACAUAAUAAAGUAACACUUAUCGAUGGUAAACAUGAAGAACAAUAUCAUCAAUUAUUACUUAAACUUCAUCUUAAUUCUGCACAAUGUUAUCUUCGUUUGGAUAAUUUUGAAAAAUGUUUACGUGCAUGUCGUGAUGCACUUGUUAUUGAACCAAAUAAUUUAAAAGCAUUAUUUCGUGCAAGUGUUUCACUUCGUUCAUUAAAUCAAUUGAAUGAAGCUGAAAAAUAUUUAGCCAAAGCUAUGUCUAUUGAUUCACAAAAUCAAGAUAUUUUAAAUGAAGUUGAAAAAUUAAAAGAAGCAUUUGAUUUAUUAAUAAAUAAAAAAUCUGAUGAAACAUUUAUUUUAAAAGAAUCUAAUGAACUUGAUAUUGAUGAUAUGCUUUCAUGUAUUGCUGUAUCGGAUGAAUUUCGUAUAAAAUUAGAUUCAGUUCUUAAUGAAUUUAUUGAAACAACAACAAUAGAACCGUUUACAAUUCAACGUGAUAAUUUUUCAGAUACGGAAUAUUAUUAUAUUGAAUUACUUGCGAAAUAUAAACAAUUAAAUAUUAAUCGUAUUGAUGAAAAUAUUAUUCAUAUUACGAAAUAG